Messenger RNA from Pterocles gutturalis (yellow-throated sandgrouse), 1437 nucleotides. It is a transcript of the gene AKAP5, whose product is annotated as A kinase (PRKA) anchor protein 5. The record is from RefSeq and is a predicted model, not a curated record. Gene Ontology annotation, biological process: positive regulation of adenylate cyclase activity. The transcript has a single exon. Gene Ontology annotation, molecular function: glutamate receptor binding; GABA receptor binding; adenylate cyclase binding. NCBI's taxonomy places the organism in Eukaryota, Metazoa, Chordata, Aves, Pterocliformes, Pteroclidae. The coding region runs from base 1 to 1437 and encodes 478 amino acids. Gene Ontology annotation, cellular component: postsynaptic density; excitatory synapse; dendrite membrane.
AUGGCAAAGGCAGCUAAGGAAAUUCAAAUGGAGAACCCAGGAGAGGCAGAGACUCACAGCACAGAGGCAGCGUGCUCCCCGUCAGAGGAACAGGCAGAAAAACCCGCCAUGCUCUGUUUUAAGAAACGAAAGAAGUCCUGUAAGAAGGGGCUGACCAUGAAGGAUGCAUGUGAAGGAGCCUCAGAGGAGAAAAGCCAAAGUGUCAGUGCCGACCGAGGGGAGGAGAAAGUUUCUAAACAAUCGCAAUCCUCCAAAGGAGCCUGGGCAGCCAUCAAAAACCUCGCAAGACCUCGGAGAAGGCAAAAAUCCUCCUCGCGGAAGAAGCUGCCCUCCGAUUCCCAAGUGCAGCUGGAGACGGAUGCUGAGGAGAGCUGUGCACAAAGCUUCCCAAAGAAACGGGCAAGCUCUGGGGUGAAGAUGCCCUGUGUGAGGUUCUCCAGAGGCAAGAAAAAACCCAGCCCCUCUGAGGCAGUGGAGGAGUCGGAGGGCAGCGUUCAAGCAAAUGAAGUGGUGGGCAUUGUCAAUAAAGCUAGUGAAGAGCCGGAGGAUUUGGCCCCAACAGACAAGUCUGAGUCCUUCAGCCCAGCCUCUGCAGAGGAGGACCAGGAGGACCAGGAGACCACGAAGGAAAGCACCGACUCCGCUGGGAAGAGUGAGCCCGUGACAGAGCCCACGGCUGAUGCAGAGGAGCACACGGAGUGCACCGCUCAGUCAGAUAGAACCAAUUCAGAGACAGUUAAUGAAACAGCCCAGGAAAAACCACAGGAGGGGAGCCUGCCCCAGGAAAAACCACAGGAGGGGAGCCUGCCCCAAACCCCAGUCCAGGUGGAAAGUGGGGAAGGUGCUCCUGAAGCGCCCGUUUCCACGGAUCAGCCCGACAGCACCCCUGAAACCACGGAACUGCAGGAAAUCCCUAAUAUCUGCAAAGAGCUGCCUGAAGGGGAUGAGUCGGAAAAGAGCAUAAAUCUUCCUGAGGAGUGCGAAGCCAAAGAGACUGUGACGGAUUCCAGUCAGUCGGCAUUUAAAGAGGAUGCAGCGAGCGUGCAGGGCUGCUCCAGCCAUCAGGUGACAUUAGAAGCAAACAUGGGUGCUGGUGUCAGCAUCAUCAUCACUGUCACCGAAGCCGAGGACUCUGACAACACCGACUCUGAUCAGGCCUACGAGCCAUCCCCAGUUUUGCACCGAAACAAACAAAAAGGGAAUAAAAAAUCAAGCGGGAGCUUUGAUUUUGGUACAAAAGAGGGCCCUGAAGCUGGUGAUGGUCCCCAGGCGGAGGAGAAAGGUCUGGGCGACCAGGGGCACAGAACUGGGGAGCAGUACGAGCUGCUCCUCAUAGAAACCGCAUCUUCCCUUGUGAAGGCGGCCAUUCAGUCGUCCAUAGAGCAGCUGGUCAAUGAAAUGGCCCUGGAACAGAAUAAACACAACAGUUUUCUGUGA